AUGAACAUCCGGGAUCUCAGGUUCAACGAGAUCGAGCACCUGCCACCGGGCAGCUUUCUGCGCAUGCGCAACCUCAACACACUACUCCUCAACAACAACAAGAUCGGCCAGCUGAACAAGGGCACGUUCGCGGGGCUGGACGACCUGCGCUAUCUAUAUAUGUACAAAAAUAGGAUACGCCACAUUGAUAGCGAGGCUUUCCACGAUAUGCCGAAGCUAGAACAACUGUACCUGCAUUACAAUUACAUUGAGGAUGUCAGCGCGGAAACGUUCAGCAACCUACCGUCCAUCGAGCGCCUGUUCCUGCACAACAACAAGCUGCAGCGGAUACCCUACGGCGCAUUCAGCAACCUGACCUCCCUGAAGCGACUACGGCUAGACAGCAACGCUCUGAUCUGCGACUGCCGCAUGCUGUGGCUGGCGCACAUGCUGAAGGAGCACGCGUCGCGGUCGGUAGCCAGUGCCACCUGUCAGGAGCCGGCCGAACUAAACGGCCGCAGUAUAGCCGACAUCGAGGAUCAAAUGUUGCGGUGCUCGGCGCCCCAGCUCACAGAGCAGCCACGCAACGUAGUCAUCACGUUCGGCAAGACAGCUUACUUCCACUGCGAGGCGGAUGGCGAGCCGCAGCCCGACAUCGUCUGGCUGCACAACAGGAACGAGCUCGACCCGGAGAAUAUGGAGGCCGGCUACCAGAUCCUGGAGGAUGGCACGCUGAUGGUGGAGCCGUCCAGCGACCCGGACGCCGUGUUUGAGUGCAUGGCCAAAAACCAAAUGGGGCAGGUGAAGUCGCGGCCGGUGACGGUGCGUUACGUGCCCUCCUCGCCGCAGCAGGACGACGGGAUGCCGCACCCGGGAGCGCCCGAGGAGGCGCCGCUCCCACCACCCCCGCCGCCCGCCGUCCCCAGGAGUCGCGAGGAGGAGCUCGCCAAGGAGGAGGAGGAGGAGCGGCCGGCGCGGCGCGAGCGCCAGAGCUACUACGACCGGCGGAGCCGCGUGCUCGACAGCAGGAACCGCGAGGACAACCGACUGACGACCCAGCGGCGGCCGUUCCAGCUGCCGGGCCGCACCAGGGAGGACAACCUGGCCACACACAGUCGGCCGCGGUUUGUGCGUGCCCCGCAGGACGUGCACGUGGGCGUGGGUGACGUGGCCGAGCUGGUGUGCGUGGUCGACGGCUACCCGACGCCGGAGCUGCUCUGGCUGAGAGGCGGCAACGCCAUCACCACCCAGACGCCUCGCUACCGGCUGCGGUUCGCGGCGCGCGAAGCCAACCUGACUAUCAUCAACGUGCAGCCGCAAGACGCCGGCGAGUACCUCUGCUCGGCGUCCAACCGGCUGGGGCGCGUGUCGUCGCCCGCGCAGCUGGUGCUGCAGAGUGAGUUCACGGCCGCUCCACGUAUCGCACUGACGUGCCGCGCCUCCGGCUCGCCGCUGCCGGAGAUCACCUGGAGAAGGGUCGGCGGCAACCUGUUCGCCGACGGAUCCGUCACAGGUCGGGCUGGGUCGCAGGACGGCGGCAUUUACGAGUGCAACGUCGCCAACGGCGUGGGCCACCGCUGUGGCUACCACACACCUGGCCGUCGCCGCUGGCCCAGGUUCCCCACGGACGAGGCGCUGGACCAAGCGCGCGCUGGCGAGAUCUUCGAGCGCGCCCUGGAGCUGGUCAAGCGGCUGGUGGAGUCCGGAUCCCGUUUCAACCUCACGACAUACUCUUACUCGGACCUGCUGUCGCCGGGCCAGAUGGAGCGGCUGCGCGACCUCUCCGGCCUGCUCGUCCCACCGGCGCCGCCUCAACUGCAGCAACAUCUGCUUCCACAGCCGCUACCGCAGCGCCGACGGCACCCUGCCAACAACCUGCAGCAGCCGCUCGAGGUCAGCUUUGACGGCCAGCACGAGUGCGACAGGUCAGUGGUGGCCAGCACGGCGGUGAAAACCCAUUGGUCCGGCCAGUCGGCGCCCCAGCUCACAGAGCAGCCACGCAACGUAGUCAUCACGUUCGGCAAGACAGCUUACUUCCACUGCGAGGCGGAUGGCGAGCCGCAGCCCGACAUCGUCUGGCUGCACAACAGGAACGAGCUCGACCCGGAGAAUAUGGAGGCCGGCUACCAGAUCCUGGAGGAUGGCACGCUGAUGGUGGAGCCGUCCAGCGACCCGGACGCCGUGUUUGAGUGCAUGGCCAAAAACCAAAUGGGGCAGGUGAAGUCGCGGCCGGUGACGGUGCGUUACGUGCCCUCCUCGCCGCAGCAGGACGACGGGAUGCCGCACCCGGGAGCGCCCGAGGAGGCGAGUCGCGAGGAGGAGCUCGCCAAGGAGGAGGAGGAGGAGCGGCCGGCGCGGCGUCGGCCGCGGUUUGUGCGUGCCCCGCAGGACGUGCACGUGGGCGUGGGUGACGUGGCCGAGCUGGUGUGCGUGGUCGACGGCUACCCGACGCCGGAGCUGCUCUGGCUGAGAGGCGGCAACGCCAUCACCACCCAGACGCCUCGCUACCGGCUGCGGUUCGCGGCGCGCGAAGCCAACCUGACUAUCAUCAACGUGCAGCCGCAAGACGCCGGCGAGUACCUCUGCUCGGCGUCCAACCGGCUGGGGCGCGUGUCGUCGCCCGCGCAGCUGGUGCUGCAGAGUGAGUUCACGACGGCGCCGCCGCAGGACCAGCUGAGGCCGGCCGGAGCCAACGUCGACCUGACCUGCGGCGCCGUCGGCUACCCGACGCCCGAGGUCAGCUGGCUACACAACGGUCGCCGCAUCCGGCACAGCUCGCGCGUGGCUGUGCUGGCCGGAGGCGGGGUGCUGCGAAUCUCCAACUUGCAGCACCACGACGCGGGCACGUACACGUGUGAGGCCAGGAACGAGGCGGCCGUAGCCAGGGAGGAGGCCGAACUCGAUGUCAGCGGCCAUGCGGGUCCGGUGCUGACCGAGCGACCGCCCAUGACCCUGACGGCCGCCCUCGGCGAAAGUAUCGCACUGACGUGCCGCGCCUCCGGCUCGCCGCUGCCGGAGAUCACCUGGAGAAGGGUCGGCGGCAACCUGUUCGCCGACGGACGUCACAGUGCCACGACGGACGGAGCCUUGACCCUGAGGACCCUGACCGCCCAGGACGGCGGCAUUUACGAGUGCAACGUCGACAACGGCGUGGGCCACGCUGUGGCUACCACACACCUGGCCGUCGCCGCUGCCCAGACGUCGUCCGCCCGUCCCGGAGACCAGUUCGUCAGCCAGAGCGCGGCAGAAGCGACGCGCGAUGUCGAGAUCGCGCUGAACCGUACCCUGCGUCAGCUGUUCUCACAGCCGCGCCACCAUCGCCGCACGCCGCACGAGCUGCUGCAGAUCUUCAGGUUCCCCACGGACGAGGCGCUGGACCAAGCGCGCGCUGGCGAGAUCUUCGAGCGCGCCCUGGAGCUGGUCAAGCGGCUGGUGGAGUCCGGAUCCCGUUUCAACCUCACGACAUACUCUUACUCGGACCUGCUGUCGCCGGGCCAGAUGGAGCGGCUGCGCGACCUCUCCGGCUGCUCGUCCCACCGGCGCCGCCUCAACUGCAGCAACAUCUGCUUCCACAGCCGCUACCGCAGCGCCGACGGCACCUGCAACAACCUGCAGCAGCCGCUGUGGGGCGCCUCGCUGGUCGGCUUCCGCCGCCUGCUGCCCGCCCAGUAUGAAAACGGCUUCAAUACGCCCCGAGGAGCCGACCGAUCCUCCCGAUACAACGGCUUCCUGCUGCCGAACCCACGCCUGGUCAGCUCGCGGCUGGCCGCCACCGACGUCAUCACCGAGGACACCGAGUUCAGCGCCAUGCUGAUGCAGUGGGGGCAGUUCGUGGACCACGAUAUGGACCACGCGCUGCCCGCCUUCAGCGAGGUCAGCUUUGACGGCCAGCACGAGUGCGACAGCACGUGCCAGAAUGUGGCGCCGUGCUUCAACAUCGCCAUCCCGCCGGGGGACCGGCGCCAAGGCCAUCACCGCUGCAUGCGGCUGGUGCGCAGCUCGGCGGCCUGCGGCUCCGGCUCCACCUCCGUCUUCGGCCACCAGCUGAUGCCGCGCGAGCAGAUCAACGGCCUCUCCAGCUUCAUCGACGGCAGCAUGAUAUACGGCAACACGGAGACGCAGGCGCACCACCUGCGAAACCUGAGCUACCCGUCGGGUCGGCUGAGGAACGGCAUCUUCUCUCGCCCGCACCGGCCGUUCAUGCCCUUCAACGACGGCGUGCCGGUGGACUGCCAGCGCGACCAGGCGGACCGCAGCGACAUCGGCUGCUUCAUGGCGGGAGACGUGCGCGCCAACGAGCAGCUGGGCCUGUCGGCCAUGCACACGGUCUGGCUGCGCGAGCAUAACCGCGUGGCGGACGAGCUGGCGCGCCUCAGCCCGCAUUGGCACGGCGAGGAGCUGUACCAGGAGGCGCGCCGCGUGGUGGGCGCCCAGAUCCAGCACAUCACCUACCGACACUGGCUGCCGCUGGUGCUCGGCCCGGACGGCAUGCGCCAGCUCGGUGACUACGCCGGCUACGACCCGACCGUCGAGCCGACGAUCAGCAACGCCUUCGCCACGGCCGCGUUCCGGUUCGGCCACGGCCUGGUGGGGCCGGUGCUGCACCGGCUCAACGAGACGUUCCAGCCGAUCCCGCAGGGCAAUCUGCCGUUGCACCGGGCUUUCUUCGCGCCCUGGCGGCUGGUGCAGGAGGGCGGCGUGGACCCCAUCCUGCGCGGUCUGUUCGCCAGCCCGGCCAAGGUCCACACGCCCGACCAGCUGCUGAACGCCGAGCUGACCGAGAAGCUCUUCUCGCUGCACCACCAGGUGUCGCUCGACCUGGCCGCCAUCAACAUGCAGCGCGGCCGCGAUCACGGCCUGCCCGGCUACAACGCCUGGCGCCGCCACUGCGGCUUGCGCGCCGCCGCCAGCUUCGCCGACUUCGCGCGCGAAAUCCGCAGCGCGCGCGCCCGCGACGAGCUGCGCCAGCUGUACGGUCACCCGGACAACGUGGACCUCUGGAUCGGCGGCAUGCUGGAGGAGCACGCGCCCGGCGCCAAGAUGGGGCCGACGUUCGUCUGCCUGCUGGCCGACCAGUUUCGCCGGCUCCGCGACGGCGACCGGUUCUGGUACGAGGCGGCCGGCGUGUUCACGCCCGGCCAGCUGGCGCAGCUGAAGCAGACAAACCUGGCGCGCAUUCUCUGCGACAACGGCGACGCGCUGCACCAGGUGGCGCGUGAUGUGUUCCGCGUGCCCGAGCGACAGUCGCCGCGCAUCAUCGACUGCGAAAGCACGCCGCAGGUCGACCUGCGCAUGUGGGUCGACUGCAAGAGUUGCCGAGGCGAGGAUUGUUCAGCGGAGGGAGCGCGGCCGGGCCGAGCACGCCGCUCCGUGCUGCUCUCCACCCACAACCACCUGACGGACCCGGCUCCGGCUCCGGCUCCGGCUCCGGCUCCGUCUCCGGCCCCGGCCGCGGCUCCGACUUCGGUUCCGGCUCCGGCGGUGGCCGAUAUUUACCACAUGGAGGACGUGACUGAGGAGCGCAUCCAGGGCCUGGAGGAGGUGAUGGCGCGCAUGCACCGCUCGCUGGUGCGCAUGAGAAAGCAGCUGCGCCGGCUGCAGCAGAGUGAGCUGGGGCGCCGCCAGCAGAGACGGAGGCACCGGCGGCUGACGGCGCCCGGCCGGUCCAGGCCCGGCCGGGACUCUCGGUCGUAGCCGGCGCGCUGCCAGACCGGACGGGCAGUCCGACCCUGUGAUACUCUCCCGGAGCGGUCCGAGCUGGCGCCCCGGCUCGAGACGAACCCCUCACUGCCAGCUGCCGGCCGCGCCGCGCUGCCUGAACCGCGCGGCCGCCGCCAGCCGCGACUCCGCUCCCUGCCGCCAGGGGCGCUGCUUACAGUGCCGGCUCGUGCCGGUGUCAGCUGAUGCGAGCUUUCUCGCCUCACAACGCGCACGUCCGAUGGUGCACUCAGCAAGAUAUAAAUGCUUACGAUACUAAUGUAGGAUUAAUAUACUGAUUUUUUCAA
Messenger RNA from Pollicipes pollicipes, 5984 nucleotides. Its product is annotated as peroxidasin homolog. Gene Ontology annotation, molecular function: peroxidase activity; heme binding; protein binding. The record is from RefSeq and is a predicted model, not a curated record. NCBI's taxonomy places the organism in Eukaryota, Metazoa, Arthropoda, Thecostraca, Pollicipedomorpha, Pollicipedidae. Gene Ontology annotation, biological process: response to oxidative stress.